CCAGUGAAGUUUCACGAAAUUUGUUCAUUCCGACUGAAAUGUCACUUCAUUCAUCAUUUUUUCCAUCUUAUUAAAUUCAACGUGCACAAAAAGCUACUACAGUAAACAUGCCAGCCGACCAUCUGAAAGAGGAACGUACUAUAGUGGUGAAGCCUGAGAACCUUUUCCUGAACGAUAAAGUGUUCUAUAAGGUUCGAAGAACCUUGUUGGAAAAAGGUAUUGCUCCCGCAAAAUUCAUAGAAGAUCAAAAACCUUCAGAGGAAAUGGACAGUGUUUUCUUUCUGACUGACAGAUUUGAGAUUUUGGUAGAUGCCAGAGGGUAUAAACCGGAAGAACUAAGGUGCGUGAUAACUGCCAACAACGUCAAUGUGAUGGCACAAAAGAAGGAAUGCGUGAAUGACACGGAAAAGAACGUUAGCAUGUCGAGAAACUAUCAGCUUCCGCAAGAUAUCGUUCCAGAAAAUGGCAAUUGUUGCCUGUCCUCCGAUGGAAUACUUCUGAUAACUGCGCCAUGGAGAUUAUAACCCAGCACAAUAUAAAAUUACUCAUGAAAAAAGAAUUGAAGACCAAUAAAAUUUGAUCAACUUUU
Coccinella septempunctata (seven-spotted ladybird) is the source of this 589-nucleotide messenger RNA. RefSeq names its product protein lethal(2)essential for life-like. Gene Ontology annotation, biological process: protein refolding; response to heat. The record is from RefSeq and is a predicted model, not a curated record. The transcript is spliced from 3 exons. Lineage: Eukaryota; Metazoa; Arthropoda; Insecta; Coleoptera; Coccinellidae. The coding region runs from base 108 to 524 and encodes 138 amino acids. Gene Ontology annotation, molecular function: protein folding chaperone.